AUGCCUCUCUCUUCUUUCUGUUCAUUCACUUGCAAUCUCUGCCUCUUUGUCUUCCUCGUUCCCUUCUCCCUUUGUUUUUAUGUUCCUGGCCAAAGUCCACUUUUAUCCUUCAGUGAUCAAGUCAGAGAAAGACAUCUCUACACAGAGAAUAAAAGACAAGGGCUGUUUCUGGAGAUAGCCCCUGAUGGCUCAGUGCGGGGGACUCCCAUCCAGACUGCAAACAGUCUGCUGGAGUUUAGAUCAGUGAGAGCAGGUGAAACAGUAAUUAAGGGGGUAUCAACAUCCCUCUACCUAUGUGUGGACAGCGCUGGACAUCUGAGGGGACAGCGGAGUUACACAGAGGCAGACUGCACCUUCAGAGAACUGCUGCUGGCAGAUGGAUACACUCUUUUCCUUUCACCGCACCACGGACUUCCUGUUUCCCUUCCAUUAAAGCAGUCAGGUCAGAAACACACCCCACCAUUCUCACAGUUCCUGCCUGUGAAAAAUCAGCUGUUUGCAGGGGUGGGGAGAGAAGAGAGACCGAGGGAAAAUCUUCAACAGAUUAAAGACAAAAUGGAUGUGGAAUCUGACGACCCGUUCGGAAUGGAGCUGGCUCGGAUUGACUCUGUGCUCAGCCCAGGAUUCCUCAGUAGGUAA
Megalops cyprinoides (Indo-Pacific tarpon) is the source of this 639-nucleotide messenger RNA. It is a transcript of the gene fgf21, whose product is annotated as fibroblast growth factor 21. Gene Ontology annotation, cellular component: cytoplasm. Gene Ontology annotation, molecular function: growth factor activity; fibroblast growth factor receptor binding. The record is from RefSeq and is a predicted model, not a curated record. The transcript is spliced from 4 exons. The coding region runs from base 1 to 639 and encodes 212 amino acids. Gene Ontology annotation, biological process: regulation of cell migration; fibroblast growth factor receptor signaling pathway; cell differentiation. NCBI's taxonomy places the organism in Eukaryota, Metazoa, Chordata, Actinopteri, Elopiformes, Megalopidae.